UUCAAUUUGACUGGGUGGUUUUUGCUAAUUACUCCGUGCAACAAUUUCCAGAUUCAACUAAACUACAAUUCUUUAGAGAGUCUUCAAAUCACAAAUCUAAAGCUCAUCGUGAACCGUCCGAUCACCGCAACAACACGACGCCGUUUCCAUUCACAGGUUUCGUUUUUCGAAUCUCACGGAUCUGGAGGGGCAACGGUUUCGAUUAUGAGCGAUUGAAAUGUCUGAGAAUCAUAGCUCAGAGCAGGUUCUGGAAGUUUCUGGAGCUCAGAACAGCAACUUUCUUGACUCAAAUCCGGAUCGUGCAAUCCGGGCACCCGAAGAAGCUAACGGGUACUACGACCAUGACCGAGUCAAUCAGGAACCGGCGUUAUUGUCGGUGAUGGGUCGUGCUGAAAACGAUAAUGAUAAUGAUAAUGGGGUUUCGGAGGAGGAAGAGGGGGGUGAUUUUGUUGACUGCUCGGAAGAGUUGGUUUCUAGUGCUGAGAAGGAAGCAGCAGUUGUGGCAGUAGCGAGGGAAGAAUCGGGGGAUGAUGGGGUUCGAGGAAUCGAAAAUGGGGUGUUGAAUGGUUACGUGAUGGAUGAGCAGCCGGAACAACAACGACUGAGCAAUGCACAGGAAUACAAGGACGAAAGAGAGGCGUUUGCUAGGGAAGUUGCUGAGCUUCGUCACGGGCUUAAGGCUCUGAUUAAUCAUCAGCAGCCGUUGCUUGGUGAGAAUGAGAGUGGGGAAAAUGAUAAUAGCCCUUUGCUUGAAAUGAUAAAGGAAUGCUCGCUGUUUGUGAAAUUAGCUUCAGAGGACCGAUUGCAGGCUGAGGCGACAAUGAGAGAAAUUCAUGGUGUUGUUCUUAUGAAUGAACAAGAGAUUGGAGAUCUCAAUGCACGGGUUUCUGAGUUAUCAGUGUCGAAUGAUGCUGCGGCGUCUUAUAUGAGUUCGGUUCAGAAUUCUUUGGAAGUAUCGUUAGAAAAGGAUCGGCAUGUAGAGGAUGUGGCAAACAGGAUGUUAGCUUCUCUAGCAUCGGUAGGUUAUCAAGAAGAAUCAUUGGAGGAUUCUAUUAGUGGGAAAAUAAUUCAGGUUGAGAAAGGCAACUCUUUGUUGAUUGAGAAGUACAAUCAGAUUCUUUCUGAAAUUGAUCGACUUAGGCAAUGUUUGAACGAGACUGGGGUUGAUAUCAGGGUGCAAGAGGGUCAUGGGACAAUUUGUGUUGCUGCACGUGAUGAGUUACUUGAGCUGAAAAGAAAGGAGGAGGAUUUGACUGAUAAAGUCAGACAUCUAGAGGAUGAAAAUAGGAAAUUAGUGGAACAACUUGACGGGCAUAAAGAAAUGGUUGAGAAAGUGAAUGCAGAACUUGCAAACACAAAAAUAGAAGUUGAGCAGGAGAAGGUUAGGUGUGCUAAUACCAAAGAGAAGCUUACCAUGGCUGUGACAAAGGGAAAGGCAUUGGUGCAACAGAGAGACUCAUUGAAGCAUUCUCUAGCUGAUAAAACAAGUGAGCUUGAGAAAUGUUUGAUUGAAUUGCAAGAGAAGUCUAGCGCAUUGGAGUCUGCUGAACUAAGCAAGGAGGAAUUGGUCAAAAGUGAAAAUUUGAUUGCAUCUCUGCAGGAAACACUAUCAGAAAGGACUUCCGUUCUUGAAAAAAUUGAAGAAAUUAUGUCUGAGGCUGGUGUACCUGAGGAACUUCUUUCAAUGGAUAUUAGAGAGAGAUUUAGAUGGCUUGUGGAUGAGAGAAAUAUUCUAAAGGUUGUUUCACUGGAGUCUCAAAAAUUGAAAGAUGCUUUUUCCUCAUUUGAUCUACCAGAGACAGUUUCAUCAUCUGACUUGGAAGCUCGAGUGGGUUGGCUGAGGGAGUCAUUUUACCGGGCUAAAGAUGAUGUAAAUAGUUUGCAGGAUGAAAUUGCUAAAACAAGGGAAGCUGGCCUUAAUGAGAUUGACCGCUUAAGUGCUUCACUUUCAACAGCAUUACAGGAAAAGGAUUAUUUUGAAACAGAGUUGGCUGAUCUGAUGAGGAAAUAUGAAGAAAUUGUUGAAAAAGAACUUCAGGUUACAUUGGAGAAGGAUCACUUAAGUGCUUCACUUUCAACAGCAUUACAGGAAAAGGAUUAUCUUCAAACAGAGUUGGCUGAGCUGAUGAGCAAAUAUGAAGAGAUUGUUGUAAAAGAAUGUCAAGUUACACUGGAGAAGGACCACUUAAGUGCUUCUCUUUCAGCAGAACUACAGGAAAAGGAUUAUUUUCAAACAGAGUUGGCCAACCUGAUGGGAAAAUACAAAGAGAUUGUUGAAAAAGAGCAUCAAGUUUCAGUGGAGAGGGAUCAGAUAGUGAAAAUGUUGAUUGAGGUUUCUGGAACUGAAAUGGAAAAGGAAGAAGGGGUCUAUCAGACUUUCUCUGACAAUUCCAGUCUUGUUCACAGAUGUUUUGAGAAGAUAAAAGAACAGAGCAGUGCCAUUUUGGAUUCUUCCUAUGUUAAUGCAGAAUUGUUUGAAAGAGUACAAAGUCUCUUGUAUGUAAGGGAUCACGAAUUGAUGCUGUGUGAGAAAUUACUCGAAGAAGAGAUGAUGGUGAGAUCAGAGGAAAAAUUGAUGAAUGAGUUAAAGUUGGUUUCUGAAGAACUUGUAGCACUGAAAGAGGAAAAGAGCUCUCUAUGGAAGGAUCUUGAAAGAUCAGAAGAGAAGUCUACUUUGAUGGAUAAAUUGUCAAAUGAGUUAAAGUUGGUAUCUGAAGAACUUGUGGUGCUGAAAGAGGAAAAGAGCUCUCUACAUAAGGAUUUUGAAAGAUUGGAAGGGGAGUCUGCUUUGGUGGAAAAACUGUCGAGUGAGUUAAAGUUGGUAUCUGAAGAACUUGUAGCGCUGAAAGAGGAAAAGAGCUCUCUACAGAAUGAUGUUGAAAGAUCAGAAGAGAAGUCCACUUUGGUGGAAAAACUGUCGAAUGAGUUAAAAUUGGUAUCUGAAGAACUUGUAGUGCUGAAAGAGGAAAAUAGCUCUCUACAAAGGGAUCUUGAAAGAUUGGAAGAGAAGUCUGCUUUGGUGGAAAAACUGUCGAAUGAGUUAAAAUUGGUAUCUGAAGAACUUGUAGCGCUGAAAGAGGAAAAUAGCUCUCUACAAAGGGAUCUUGAAAGAUUGGAAGAGAAGUCUGCUUUGGUGGAAAAACUGUCGAAUGAGUUAAAGUUGUUAUCUGAAGAACUUGUAGCACUGAAAGAGGAAAAGAGUUCACUUCAUAAUGAUCUAGAAAGAUCGGAAGAGAAGUCUGCUUUGGUGGAAAAACUGUCGAAUGAGUUAAAAUUGGUAUAUGAAGAACUUGUAGCACUGAAAGAGGAAAAGAGCUCACUUCAGAAUGAUCUUGAAAGAUCAGAAGAGAAGUCCACUUCAGUGGAAAAACUGUCGAAUGAGUUAAAAUUGGUAUCUGAAGAACUUGUAGUGCUGAAAGAGGAAAAGAGCUCUCUACAGAAGGAUCUUGAAAGAUCGGAAGAGAAGUCUGCUUUGGUGGAAAAACUGUCAAAUGAGUUAAAGUUGGUAUCUGAAGAACUUGUAGAAUUGAAAGAGGAAAAGAGCUCUUUAUGGAAGGAUCUUGAAAGAUCAGAGGAGAAGUCCACUUUGGUGGAUAAAUUUUCAAAUGAGUUAAAGUUGGUAUCUGAAGAACUUGUAGCGCUGAAAGAGGAAAAGAGCUCUCUACAGAAGGAUCUUGAAAGAUUGGAAGAGAAGUCUACUUUGGUGGAAAAAGUGUCGAAUGAGUUAAAGUUGGUUUCUGAAGAACUUGUAGCACUGAAAGAGGAAAAGAGCUCUCUACAGAAGGAUCUUGAAAGAUCGGAAGAGAAGUCUGCAUUGGUGAGGGAGAAGUUAUCCAUGGCAGUUAAGAAAGGCAAGGGAUUGGUUCAAGAUCGGGAGAACUUGAAAAAGCUUCUGGAUGAAAAGAACUCAGAAAUUCAGAAGUUGAAGCUCGAGUUACAGCAGCAAGAAUCUGCAGUCAUUGACUGCAGAGAUCAGAUUAAAACAUUGUCUACUGACGUAGAGCACAUCCCAAAGUUGGAGGCUGAUCUUGCUGCGAUGAAAGAUCAACGUGAUCAACUUGAGCAAUUCUUAUUGGAGAGCAAUAAAAUUUUACAGAAAGUGGUUGAAUCUAUUGAUGGCAUCGUUCUUCCUGUUGAUACAGUUUUUGAUGAGCCCGUAGGAAAGGUGAAUUGGCUUUCUGGGUACAUUAAUGAAUGCCUGGAAGCUAAGACGCAUGUAGAGCAGGAGUUGGGUAAGGUGAAAGAGGAUGCGAAUACCUUGGUUAGUGAGUUAGCAGAAGCCCAAGCAACUGUGAAAUCACUGGAAGACGCAUUGUCAGUUGUGGAGAACAAUGUUACUCAACUAGCUGAAGAAAAGAGGGAAUUAGAAGUUGGAAAGACAAAUAUUGAACAAGAGUUACAGAAAGCAGUAGAAGAAGCUUGUUCCCAGACCAGCAAGUUUGUCGAGGCUUUUGCAACUAGGAAGUCACUUGAAGAGGCCUUAUCACUGGCAGAAAAUAAUAUAUCUGUGCUGUUCAGAGAGAAAGAAGAGGCUCAAGUAAGUAAAACUGCUGCAGAGAUGGAACUGGAGAAAGUGAAAGAAGAGGUUGCUAUUCAGACCAGCAAACUAACGGAGGCCUUCAAAACUAUAAAGUCACUUGAAGAUUCACUGUCUCAGGUAGAGACUAAUGUUGCUUUGCUGACUGAGCAAAAUAAUGAUGCACAAGUUGGUAGAACUAAUUUGGAGAAUGAGCUAAAAAAGCUGCAAGAGGAAGCGGGGUCCCAAGCUAACAAGCUGGCAGAUUCAUAUGCAACAAUAAAAUCGCUGGAAGAUGCGCUGUUGAGGGCAGAAGAUGAUAUUUCUGUACUUCAAGGUGAAAAGAAAAAUGCAGAAGAGGAACUAUUGUCACUUAAUUCCAAGUUAAAUGCAUGCAUGGAAGAGUUGGCUGGAACCAGUGGCAGUUUUGAAAGCAAAUCUAUAGAGCUUGCUGGACACCUUAAUGAUCUUCAAGUGAUUAUGAAAGAUGAGACUCUGUUAUCAAGGGUAAAAGAAUGCUUUGAGAAGAAAUUCGAGAGCUUGAGAAAAAUGGAUCUCAUUCUUAAAAACAUAAAGACCCAUUUUGUAGAAGUGGAUUUAGAAAAGCUGCAAAGUCACCAUGUCAUGGAGGAUGAUUUAAAUGUUAUGAACUCUUUCUCAGAUAGCCUCAACAAUAUUGUUGAUGUUGAAAUUGAUAACAGCUGGGUGAGUGCUGCAGAUGGUGACAAUAUUUCUUCACAAUUUAGAAAGACUGUGGAAGGGUUCCAGUCGAGAAACAAAAUUAUUUAUGAUAAAGUCGAAGGUUUUUCAUCUUUUAUAGAUGAGUGUAUCGCAGGUUUGUUGAGAAAAUUACAGGAAACACAGGAUGGUGUAGUAUUUGUACUUGAUCACAUUGAAUCUUUGAAACAAAAAUCAAAGAAUCUGGAAAUGAUUCAACAGGAACAGGAGACCACUAUAGCCAUGUUAGAAAAUGAUGUUGCGACUUUGUUGUCUGCUUGUGCUGAUGCUACGAGAGAACUGCAGAUUGAAGUGAAGAACAAUCUAUUGGAACUUAUCUCUGUUCCUGAGCUUGAGAAGUUGAACCAUACUUUGUCUUUAGAAAUGAGAGAGACUGAUGGAGAUGCCACAGUUGAGCAGCAACAAAGGCUUGAUGGCAACAAACAUGUUGAUGCUGCAAAUAAGUUGUUAUUGGCAACUAGAAAAUUUCAAUCUCUGGUUAAACAGUUUGAUAGCACAAGUAAUGUGGCAGCCGCUACAGUUGAAGAAUUGCAAAAUAAAUUGAAACAAAGUAGAAUAAGUCUUGAAAAUGCUAUUGAAGAAAGGGAUCUAAACCAAGAUAGAGUUUCCAAGCUAGAGAGUGAGGUAGAAGAAUUGCAAACUUCAUGCAGUGAGCUGAGGCUUAAACUAAAUGAUUCUCAUUCCAAAGAGGAAAAGUUAAAGGAAAGAGAGGCAGAAAUUUCCUCGCUGUCCAAUACUUUGUUAAUGAAAGAAAAAGAGGCAGAAGACUCCCUUCUGUCAGCAUCCCAAGUGAAAACACUCCUUGACAAAGUUGGAGGGAUUGAAAUCCCUAUGGCAGAGUCAGAAGUUGGAGACCUGGUGCCCCAUAAUUCUGCUCAUGUAAAGAAGCUCUUUUACAUUAUUGAUACUGUUACUGAGUUGCAGCAGCAAGUGAGGUUAUUGUCUCAUGACAAAGAAGAGCUGCAAUCAACAAUUACAACACAGAUUCUGGAAAUUGAGCAUCUGAAGGAGGAAGUUGAGGAACUUGUCAGGGACAGACAAGAUUCCGAAAAAGUGAAGGAUGAACUGUCUGAGCUCACUUUUGGUUUGGAGAAAAUUAUAGGUAUUUUAGGAGGUGAAUUGUUUGACCAAAAAUCUGCUGGUGUCAAGGGACUUCUGUCAGUAUUAGAAAAGCAGGUUGUGACCAUGCCUUUGGAAUUGGAAAAUUCAAAAUCAAAAGCUCAGGAGCUUGGCACAAAGUUGUCUGCAAGCCAAAAGGUUGUGGAUGAAUUGUCAAUCAAAGUUAAAGUUCUUGAAGACUCACUUCAAGAUAGGAGUGCUCAGACAGAGAUUGUUCAGGAAAGGAGCAUCUUUGAAGCUCCCUCAUUGCCUACAGGGUCCGAGAUAUCUGAAAUUGAAGAUGCGGGCUCACUUGGGCAGACUACAAAAUCUCCUGUCCCGCCAGCCACUGUUGCAAGAACUGUGCGAAAGGGUUCGGCUGAGCAUCUCGCAAUCAAUGUUGAUGUGGAAUCUGAACGUUUGAUCAACAAUGAGGGAAGUGAUGAGGACAAAGGUCAUGUAUUCAAGUCUCUGAACACGUCAGGUCUCAUUCCAAAACAAGGAAAGUUGAUUGCAGAUCGAGUUGAUGGAAUCUGGGUAUCCGGUGGUCGACUUUUGAUGAGUCGUCCCCAAGCAAGGCUAGGCCUUAUUGCCUAUUCACUCUUAUUGCAUAUAUGGCUGUUGGCAACGAUUUUGUGACGAAUUCUUUGAUCAUCUGUUCUCUGGAUCAUACCGCAACAAUAUUCUUAGUCUGCAAGUUGUAUCAUAGAUAAAUAACAUUUCUAUUUUUUUUCCCAUUCUUUUAUGGUCACGGUGGUUAACAUGUUCAUAUUUUACAUAUCACCAUAUUGAUUCUCUGAAAUCAUAUUUUUUUAGGGGUUCAGGGAAUACAUGCCUCUCUGCUUUUAGAGAGAUGUAUCACUUUAGUUACUUAAUAAGUCUUUUGUCCUGUUGGAAUUUUGAGCUAUAGUUUCAAGUUUGGUAGAUAAACAUGAAAUGUAAGUGGUGACACACCAUUUGUUCUA
This is a messenger RNA of Quercus robur (English oak), 7317 nucleotides long. RefSeq names its product trans-Golgi network-localized SYP41-interacting protein 1. Lineage: Eukaryota; Viridiplantae; Streptophyta; Magnoliopsida; Fagales; Fagaceae. The transcript is spliced from 9 exons. The coding region runs from base 218 to 6991 and encodes 2257 amino acids. The record is from RefSeq and is a predicted model, not a curated record.